AACCAUACGGGAGCCCUGAAGCGGGUCUACUCGGAAGUAAACCCCUCUUCGUUCAAGGGAAGCGUGGCGAGGCUUGCCCGGGAAAUCUCUUCCGCCUCCUCCGCCUGUGCCCGCCUUCGCCUCCCGCGGACAGCCUCGCCCAGCAGAUGGCGGCUGCUCGGCAGGAAAGCACGGGCCUCCCUCCGGCUCCCGCGUGGCGCAGGCCUGCGUCGCUUGUCCAACCCGUUCGGUGGAGGGUUGCCGGCCGCGCGGCCUUCCCGAAGGUGGAAAUCGCACAGGUGAAGCUGCUGCUCCUCACAGACAAGAGUCAGUUACAAAGAAGGCAAAAUUAGACAGGAGUCCGGUGGCACCUUGUGCCAGAUUGGUUUGUCUUCCUUGAAGAAGCUGCCUGGGCUGGAAGCAUGCCCUCUCUGCAGCUGGAUCGGAACCCAAGGCAGCACUGGCAGAAGGUGCUCUACAAGAAGCAGUCGUUUCCCGAUAACUACGUGGACCAGAGCUUCCUGGAGAAGCUGCGCAAGAACAUCCACGCGCGCAAGUACCAGUACAAGGCUGUAGUGUUUGAGUCCGGAGUGAUGAUCCAGCAGCUGUGCAGCGUUUGCGUCUUUGUCGUCAUCUGGUGGUACAUGGAUGUAGGGCUGCUGGCUCCUCAGUGGUUAUUUGGGGCUGGGCUGGCCUCCUCCCUCGUGGGCUACGUCGUCUUCGAUGCCAUCGACUCGGGAGCAGGGAGGAGCGAGAGCGGGCGGACUCGAUGGGCGGAUCUGAAGAGCUCCAUCGUCUUUGUGGCCUUCACCUACGGCUUCUCCCCAGUGUUGAAGACUUUGACGGAGUCCAUCAGCACCGACACCAUUUACGCCAUGUCUGCCUUCAUGCUCCUUGGACACCUGAUCUUUUUCGACUACGGGGCCAACGCUGCCAUUGUGUCCAGCACCCUCUCGCUCAACAUGGCCAUCUUCGCCUCUGUCUGUUUGGCCUCCCGGCUGCCCCGGUCCCUGCACGCCUUCGUCAUGGUGACCUUUGCUAUCCAGAUCUUUGCCCUCUGGCCCAUGUUGCAGAAGAAACUCAAAGCCCAGACCCCGCACUGCUAUGUGGUCCUCACUUUGCUCUUCGCCACGUUUGCUCUGCUGGGUCUGCUGACCAUCUCCAGCGUUGGCGCGGUCCUCUUCGCCCUCCUGCUGGUCUCCAUUUCAUGCCUGUGCCCUUAUUGCCUCAUCAGGCUGCAGCUCUUCAAAAACAAUAUCCACGGCCCUUGGGAUGAAGCGGAAAUCAAAGAAGAUCUCUCCAGGUUCCUCAUGUAGGCCCAUGGAGGAGGUGGUUGCUUCCACGGCUGGUCCCAACCUAGAAACAUUUGUUCAGUGGAGAAGGGGGAUCCCAGCUUGACACUAUCUCAAUGCCUCUACUCUUGAAUGACAUGUUUUCCUAAAUACUUUGGCUGCUGUUUGGAUAGUGCCACUUAAGACAGCUGCCUUGGUAUGAACGGGUAGUGACUGUAAUGUGGUUAAAGACAAAUACUGGGACAUGGAAAAUGUUUACUGGGGAUCCCUGCAUGGUGGGAUGUGCUCUUGUUGAAAAGGGCAGGCUAAACAUCCUUCUAACAUACUAGAUGGAGGAAUCCAAGGGGUCGUUGUGGAUUUGGGACAAUACAGGGUCGGUUUCUACUUUGUCAAAGGCUUUCAUGGCCAGACUCAACUGGUUUUUGUGGGCUUUCCGGGCUGUGUGGCCGUGGUCUGGUAGAUCUUGUUCCUAACUUUUC
Molecule: messenger RNA, 1750 nt
Organism: Sphaerodactylus townsendi
Lineage: Eukaryota; Metazoa; Chordata; Lepidosauria; Squamata; Sphaerodactylidae
Gene: PIGC
Product: phosphatidylinositol glycan anchor biosynthesis class C
Exons: 2
Coding region: 402-1295 (297 amino acids)
Biological process (GO): GPI anchor biosynthetic process
Cellular component (GO): glycosylphosphatidylinositol-N-acetylglucosaminyltransferase (GPI-GnT) complex; membrane
Source: RefSeq, a predicted model, not a curated record